AUGGCCGGCAGGGGCCACCCCGAACGAGGUCGCUCUACCGUCACCCGGAAUGAAACCAUUGCUCAGCAGUCGGCCACUCAAUCCUCCAUCGAACCCCCGGGACGACCCUGUGCCCGAGCACGGCCUUCGUCGAGUCCUUCACCGGUCAACGAGAAGUCGGGACCCAAGUUAGAAAAAUGGACAUUGGGGAUUUUGAACGACAAGGAAACCGAGGAGGUGCCUGGGACCGUUCUGCUGCUCUCCUCGACCCGCAAUGAGCCGCUCGGUCUCGAGUACCAACAGGGCCGGAACAGGAGCAGCUCUUCCAUGCCGGCCCAGCCACUAUCACCCAGACGUCCUUCCGUGGGCCCUAAGAAGAAGACGAAGGACGGACAAGUGAUAUUGGACCCUCAGCCAGAUGACUCGCUGAACGAUCCGCUCAACUGGCCGACUUGGCGACGAGACAGUGCUCUUCUUACCCUCGGAUUUUAUUGCAUGAUCGGCGGCGGCAUGACGCCCAUUCUGGCCGCGGGCUUCAACAACGUCGCCGAGGACUUUGACGUCUCGUAUUCGCAAGUCGCUUUGACCACAGGUCUGUACAUGAUGGGCAUGGGGGUUGGCAGUGUCAUCUUCUCGCCCACAGCGAUCCUAUACGGGAAGCGUCCUGUCUACAUUGGCGGCGCCGUCAUGUUUGUCCUGAGUUCCGUCUGGUGUGCUCUGGCACCCAACUAUGCCCACUUGGCCACUGCGAGAGUCUUCCAGGGCAUAUCUGUGAGUCCGGUUGAAUGCUUGCCAUCUGCCACUAUCGCCGAGAUCUUCUUUCUUCAUGAGAGAGCGUUUCGAGUGGGGAUAUACACCCUUUUGCUGCUAGGAGGAAAGAAUUUGAUACCUCUGGUGAGCGCUGUCCUCAUCGAUGCAAAAGGCUGGAGAUGGGUAUUUUGGGUUGUGGCCAUCGUAGUGGGCUUCGGCGGCGUCCUCCUCUUUUUCUUUGUUCCUGAAACCUUCUGGGAUCGAACUCCGAGACCCAAAGCAAGAAGACCCGCUGCUCAUCGAACACUGUCCAACCUUCUCCAUCCCCUGCACAACAAAAACAUUGCGAACGACCAGGCAUCUCUCGGUCGAGUAGAAAGAGCUGCUGCUGUCGAGAAACCCUUGACCGCGAGACAGCAUAUGCUGCUUGACCACAACGCACAUGCUCGGUUCGAGGAUAGCCUGGAAGACGAGGAGCCGGCACAGCCUGAUGAGAGAAACCCCAACGAGUCCUCCAACACUGUUCCUUCAAUAAAAAGCACUUCAAGUGCUGCCAAGACCGCUGAAAAGAACAGUGAUGCGUCACCCAUGACAGACGGUGCCAAUGAGGGCCACAGCUCAGAGGCUGUCAGUCAAGGCUCAGCACCAACAACGGCCCCGAUACAACAACCAGCGCCCGCCGCGCUUCCUCGGAAGAAGUUCAAGCCCACUGGCUUAGCUAUGCCGCCGACACCAGAUCCGCGCACCUUCUCUGGGCCUUGGGACGGAACUCAGAAUAGUAAACCAGUCCGACUCCCCACAGGCUUCAUGCCUCCUACUGGCAUCCCUAAUAUUGGACACCCGUCUCCUGAUGAUGACGUCUCCGUUCCCCAUCUUCACAACCUCAACUCCCCAUAUUACGUUGAAUUGGAAAAGGGCGGCGACUACCUCAGCCAUCAUGAGGCUCCCGAACCGCCCCACGAGGAGUCCAAAGAGCAGGAGGCUGAAUUGGCAAGAAUGGACACCAAUGUGACGCUGCCUGGCUCUAAAUACGGUCCUUCCGACCUGGAGAAGUCAAGGUCGAGGAGCAUCGACGAAGGAAUGCAAUCUCCCAAGCUUGCGCGCUACACAACAGAGCUUCGACAAUCGCCGCCAAAGUCGUAUGUCGAGACACUGCGGCUUUGGAACGGCAGGCUCUCCAAAUCGAGCUGGUUUCUGGUCGCUCUUCGGCCUUUCAUCUUGUUCGCUUACCCCAGUAUUCUGUGGUCGACACUGGUAUACUCGCUGUCGAUCGGGUGGCUUAUUGUGCUGUCUGAAUCGAUCUCGGAUAUCUACAAGAGUCGUGACAGCUACAACUUUACCUCUCUACAAGCCGGACUGGUCUACGUGUCACCGUUUGUGGGCGGCAUUCUGGGUACCGCAGUCGCUGGAAAGGUGUCGGAUGUCAUCGUCCGGUACAUGUCUCGGAAGAAUGGCGGUGUGUACGAACCGGAAUUUCGACUUGUCAUGGCCAUCCCCGUCGCCAUCAGCACAGCCAUCGGUCUGAUGGGUUUUGGCUGGUCGGCCGAGGAGAGAAAUGCUUGGAUCGUGCCCACGGUCUUUUUCGGAGUCAUCUCGUUCGGUUGCUCCCUGGGAUCGACCACGGCAAUUACGUUCUGCGUGGAUUCCUACAGGCAGUAUGCUGGUGAAGCUCUAGUGACUCUCAAUUUCAGCAAGAACAUUUUCCAUGGCUUGGUGUUUAGUCUGUUCUUUGCGAGCUGGUUGGAGCACGAAGGACCGAAGAGCACAUUCCUGGCCAUUGGGGGCAUUCAGAUUGCGUGUAUGGUCCUCACGAUACCCAUGUACAUCUAUGGCAAGAGGGCUCGGAUGUGGACUGUACGCAAGGGCUUUAUGGAGAAGUUCUGA
This is a messenger RNA of Cladophialophora carrionii CBS 160.54, 2613 nucleotides long. RefSeq lists its product as uncharacterized. The transcript has 2 exons. The record is from RefSeq and is a predicted model, not a curated record. NCBI's taxonomy places the organism in Eukaryota, Fungi, Ascomycota, Eurotiomycetes, Chaetothyriales, Herpotrichiellaceae. Gene Ontology annotation, biological process: transmembrane transport. Gene Ontology annotation, molecular function: transmembrane transporter activity. Bases 1 to 2613 code for a protein of 870 amino acids.